AAAACAGCCUGUCGGUUUUUAGUUUGAAUCCGAAAAAUCCAGAGGUAAGAAUUCUAAUUUUUUUGCCCACAUUUAAAAAAAGUAUUGUGUAUAUUAUGGCUUUAACGUUUGCCUGCUCUGCAUAUUAAACUACGUGCGCACCAUUUAAAAAGAUAAUGUUGAUUUAUGACUGACGCUUGCGUGCUCUACAUUUUAAACUACGUGGCCCCUUUUUUAAAAUAUUGUUGAUUUUAUGACUAACGCUUGCGUGCGGUGCAUUUUAAACUACGUUGCCGACGAUGUCCACGUUUUAAAUGAACGGCAUCAAACAGCAGCAGUCAUUUGACGUAAGGGUGUAACUCCUGACAGAGUCGUCAGCAUGGAGUUUCCGGACGAUUUUAACCAGCUGGAUCUUCUAAAUACACACAACCACCUGAUCCCUCGAGGGGCUAGCUGCCUGUGGACUGGGAGUAAAGAUGAAGAGGGAGAAAUGGAUGAUGAAGAGGUCCAUAGUGAGGAGUGGUACCUUCAAAAAGAAGAGAGUCUCAAAGACAAACCAGCUGCGCUCAUUCUUUGGGCUGCAGAAAACAACCGCGUGUCUUUGGUCCACAGAUUGUUAGCUGCAGAGGCCUCGUUGGUACACAGCAGCGAUGAAGACGCUUACACUCCCCUGCACCGGGCCGCCUACGGCAACCACGUGGACGUGGCGGCUGCCUUGCUGGCUGCCGGCUCGAAGGUGAACGCUCGCACCGUCGACGGUUGGACGCCCCUCCACAGCGCGUGCCGCUGGGGGCACGUCACCAUGGCGACCUUGCUCCUGCAUCAUAGCGCUGACGUUAACGCUCAGACCAAUGGAGGCCUCACGCCUCUACACCUAGCCGCCUCGCACAGCAGUUCGUCCAAAACUGACUGGCGCCACACUUUGGAGCUCCUCCUCUCUCAGCGCCACCUGAAGGCAGGACUUCGCAGCAACAGUGGGGAGAGCGCCAGUGAGCUGGCUCGACGGAACGGCCCCUACCACUUCCUGUUUGAGAUGGUAGAAGACUGUGCCAGUGUUUUUCCCAGCCAAUGAAUGUUUUCUUCAAGACAAGUGAGGUAUUUAACAGUUUUUUUGAAAAAUGACUUGGGUAAUGCCCCUCUUGUCACACUGUAUAUUCAUAUGUGGUAAUUAAUGACAGUCUUGGGAAUUUUUGUAAUCCAAUGAGACAGAUGCGGCUGUCACACGGCUUUUUGUUGAACUGAAUAUGCCCUCGCAAAUUUUUGAUCUAUUUUUCCCAACCUGUUUUAUUUUGACUCUGACUUCUCCUCUUGAGGAACUCGAAGGCUGUCUGCUGAUGUAUACAACAUUGAAAGGCUUUUUUUUCUUCAGUAACUGCACACACACACACAAGAGGUUACAUAAAAGAUGUUUUGAUGCGCAACUAUUUGUCUUCCCUCAGUGGUGAAAAAUUGACACAAAAUUUGCACUUUUUGGAACUUUAGACCAUAACACAGCCUAACUGUUAUUCAAAUUAUCUGCUGAUGUUUUAUGUGACACAUUUUAAACUCAUCAUUUAGAAUGAUGAGUUUGACUGUUUGAAAGUGCUCUAUAAAUACAGUUGAGUUGAGUUGAGUACUUAGGAUACCUUCUGCUGCACAUUCACUCCCGUACAGAUUAUAUUAAACCAACACACCGGACAAACUACUACAAACUUCCCUUUUAUUUCAUAUCUCUACUCCAACAUACCUGAUUCAGUUGUUCACGAUCGUUUCAGGGCUCUUCAGAGCUUACUGGUGAGCUGAUCAUUUGAAUCAGGUGUGUUUGAGUCGAGAGGGACCUAAAACAAGCAGGAUAUGGCUCUCGAGGGGAACCCGAGUUCCCUACCCCUGCUUUAGACGGAACAAAAUGGAAACUGCUAGUUUUGCCAGUUAGCGCUCUUGUAUGCGCAUGCACGGUGAGGCAUGCAACAGGUGUAUCACUGGCUUCCCCAGCAUAUCAAACAAGUGACAAAUUUCAAAACGGAUGAUAGAUUUCUUUAAAAACUCAUUUACUACCAUUGACAGGCAGCUUAUUCCAAUAGUAUAGAACCAGGAGUGCUGGCAGCGAUUGAGUUAAUGCCAUGCAAUUGACAGGUGACCCUUUCGCGAGCUACCGGUCGAUCGCGAACGACGCAAGUGAGCACACCCAAUUUAUAUCAUGCUUCAGGCAGUUUUGCACUCCUACCAGAGAAAGCGACAGUCUGUACUGAAUGGCAAUUAAGGCCAUUUCUUCUCAAAUACUGAGUCUUUUUCAGAUUCACUUUGUACAUUCGAUUGGUUAGUUGUUGUGGCAACCUUUGCAUGUCUGCCGGAGUGCAUUAGAAAUGUGAAUGUGAAAGCAAUUUGGCAGUUGGAGCCCCAGUGAAAAGUAUUUUUUUUUUUUUCUUUUCCCCCCCAUGCUGCAAACAGUUUAACCUCCAGAAAGGUCACUCGAUGUUGCCUCCUGAUGAGCUCCCAUUUAGUGCAUCUUAUAAAUGCCGUGCCUCCACUAGUGGCACUGGGUACGUCGGGAUUUUGGACUGAAAUCACGAAUCGGAUCAGUGAAAAACAUUCAUGCAGUAAUUAACUCUGAUUGGAGUUAGAAGCUAUGGCAAGCAGUAAAGAUAAAAGCUCGGUACUUUAAGGUUAAAAGUGAGUCAUGCCUUUGGUUGUGACCCUUUGCUAUCAAAAGUACCCCAUGCUCAAUACAAUAAAUUAAAUUCUGCAUGGUAUGAUCGUGUGUGUGCGCGCGCGCGCGUUUUAGUUUUUUACCAUUAAAAAAGAGUCAAAUGUCAAAUGUUUGUGUAGUUACUGGCUUUUUAAAUGAGACUUUUCAUGACAGCGUUCUUGCGUAGGCCAAUUUAGAGAGUGACGCAAGGAUCCAUUGUCCACAGGAAUGCAUCCUUUCACCAGCCAAGUGUUUCAAUAUCUUGUAAAUGCCCGAUGAGAUUGUGUGCGUAACAUUACAGCCUAUAAAAAUAUGUUCAUAUUAAGUAUUUCAAUUAAAGAAAAUACAGAUGA
Messenger RNA from Hippocampus comes (tiger tail seahorse), 2997 nucleotides. RefSeq names its product ankyrin repeat domain 49 (gene ankrd49). Gene Ontology annotation, molecular function: protein binding. The transcript has 3 exons. The record is from RefSeq and is a predicted model, not a curated record. Lineage: Eukaryota; Metazoa; Chordata; Actinopteri; Syngnathiformes; Syngnathidae. Bases 359 to 1051 code for a protein of 230 amino acids.